Molecule: messenger RNA, 1473 nt
Organism: Venustampulla echinocandica
Lineage: Eukaryota; Fungi; Ascomycota; Leotiomycetes; Helotiales; Pleuroascaceae
Product: DUF1671-domain-containing protein
Exons: 8
Coding region: 1-1473 (490 amino acids)
Source: RefSeq, a predicted model, not a curated record
AUGGAAGAGGAACAGAUGUCAUGCCCUUUCUGUGGCUAUAACACAGACAACGAGUAUCAAAUCAUGUUGCAUAUGGAGACGGUCCAUCCCGAAGGUGGCGAAUCGCCCUUCGUAGUGAAAGAUGAUGCCAGCCUUGCAGCGGUUCUCUCCCUGGCGGAUGAUCAAGAUGCUGAGUACUCGAGCUGCCCAGUCGAGGGGUGCGGCGAGGUGCUUCUUAGGACGGAGUUUGACAGCCAUCUGGAGAUGCAUAGCGCGGAGCAAGAUUCUGGCGAUGAAUCGGGAGCAGUAUCCAAUAAUAUAAAAUUGGAACCUGAAAUCGAGGCUUCCUUUGAUGCUAAGUUAUCUCACGCCCUACGAAAUAUCGGAGAUGAUGAAGGCGUUGGCGAAGCCAAACCUAGCCCAUCCGAGCGCCAAGCCAGUGCAAAAGCCGUCUGGAAAGGUCUUUUAAAGAUGCCAGAUGCCUCCACCCAAAAGCCAGCUUCUCCAGCCAGUGGUAGCUCGAAAGGUGCCAAAAAGAGGUUAGGAAAAUCGGAACUGGGUCCCCAUGCGAACGAGAAGCAGAUGCCGGCCUGGCUUGUUAAUUUACUGGAGUCUGAUGGGGAGAUUUCGACUGUCAAUAGGGUCAACACCGAUGGGAAAUUGAAAAAGUUCAAAGUGUGCAUCAAUCGAGCGUCGGGGAUUAUUCCUAUCCUUGAGCAGUUGCUUGAGCAAGAUGGCUCGGUCGAUUAUGCGUACCUGUGUCACCCAGCAGUGAAGCACAUCUCUAAGCUUAAGAGGGAGGGGGGGUUCUGCGGAUACCGCAAUAUCCAGAUGUUGAGCUCACAUAUUAUCGAGGCCAAAUCCCAAGGCUACGAGUGUUUUAACGGCAAAAUCCCGACUAUUUUCGAAAUUCAAGAUUACAUUGAAAAUGCGUGGGACCUGGGUAUCAAUGCACAAGGCCGUAUCGAAACUGGGGGGAUCCGUGGAACAAGAAAAUAUAUCGGGACUCCAGAUGCAAUGUUCUGCAGUCUCGGAAUAGCCUGCGAAGCUCAGGGCCUCAAACCCAAAAAAUCGAAAAAACCCAACACUGAAACCCAAACAGCAUAUCAGCUCUUGUUCCAAGCCGUAGAAGCAUACUUCGCAAACGGCUGUCUAGAUUUUCAUCCCAAAGCCCGCUGCACCCCUCUUCCUCCAAUGUAUUUUCAACACCCAGGCCACUCGAUGACAAUCGUUGGAUUCGAAAAGAGAUCAGACGGCUCGAGGAACAUCAUAGUUUUCGACCCUAUGUUCCAUGAUGCCCCCAAUAUCACCAAACUCGUCGGACAACAAUUUACCCAUAAGGCUCCGGCGGAUGCACUGAAAGCUUAUCGACGGGGGGUCAGUUAUUUGAGAAAGUAUAACGAGUUUGAGCUAUUGAGGGUGACGUCGCCGCUGUCAUUGCCACCAUUGCCUGUGCCGAUUGAAGUUACUGAUGCUGGACAUACGAAGAAGUGA